AUGCAACAACCGACGUGCCGGGGGCUUGAAAACCUCCCGCCCGAAUUACUCCUCGCCAUAGCAGAAAUAUUGCCCGCAGACAGCCGCCUCGUCCUUUCGCAAACUUGUUCCGCCUUCCACAACAUCAUUCAAUCCAGCCAACGCACAAAAUUCUCACUAAAGAAUUUCGAUGCUUCCACCUUUCUGGAUUACCUAGCCACCAUCGCGCGAGACCUUCCAGACGCGUGGGUUUGCGACAAAUGCAUGGCUCUUCAUGCCGCCGACCUCCAAGACACACCACAGUCUCCCCUCACAAAGAGCUGCCCCCGGGCGUCCAUGCACAGGGACAACGGACAGAGACUAUUCUGGCCUCACCAUCGCCAUGUCCAGCUCGCCCUGAAAUACACACGGCUUGGGGUCCCGGACCCCGAGCGAAGGCGUCACCUCGCCAAGCUGCUGGGCCCCGUCGUCGCCAACCACCCCCCCGACAAUGACGACUCGUGGGUCGCACAUGUGACGUGCUCGUCGAGGGGGAAGAUCGUCAACGGGAGGUUCCUGCUCAAGUACACGUGGCACUACGAUGCGGCAUCGGAGCCGAUCGAGUACCUAUAUCGUGGCCCCUACGGCAGUCUCGUUAUAUGCAACCAUAAAUACCUCCCGGGGUUCUUGAUGGCCUGUAUUUUCUACCGUGUGAAGCAGGCCGGAGAAGAGGAGGCGGCAAAAAUCAUCUCAGAGGGGCUGCGGGUGUUGCUGGAGCCGUCGGAUGCGCGCGAGGCAGCUCGCGAGAGUCUGGUUGACGACCAGCGCGGCAUGGAACUCACCGAGUCGUGCUCCUCGUGUUGGACGGAUUUCUCUGUUUUUAUUGGUGAAAAGGGCUUCUGGUUGUCGGCCUGGUACGAUCUGGGACCUGAGGGAUCUCCGUUUGACGAGUCUUGGACAAGUCAUAGGAUUCAGGAGCCGUGCGGCGGCGACAUCGGUCGCCCCCGAGAAGGAUAUGUGCCAGGCAGCAUUCGGGGCCUCUAUGAGCAAACUGCACCAGCAUCAAGACAUUGA
Messenger RNA from Metarhizium robertsii ARSEF 23, 1032 nucleotides. RefSeq names its product F-box domain, cyclin-like protein. Bases 1 to 1032 code for a protein of 343 amino acids. NCBI's taxonomy places the organism in Eukaryota, Fungi, Ascomycota, Sordariomycetes, Hypocreales, Clavicipitaceae. The transcript has a single exon. Gene Ontology annotation, molecular function: protein binding. The record is from RefSeq and is a predicted model, not a curated record.